AUGUGGGAUUCUUUUGAUGGUAAAUGUGUCUUGAUCACCGGGGGGUCUGGCUUCCUAGGAACGGCCGUUGUCUAUCGGCUUGUGACUCGAACGUCGGUGUCUCUUAUUUACAUACUAUGCAGAGGAGGACGAAAAGCCCUCUAUACGAGAUGGAAGAAAUCACUGCCAGAUCAAUUCGCGGACAAGCUCUGCAGAUCAAAUCGCCUUCUUGUCCUGGACGGCAAUAUCAUCAAACCAAACAUGGGAUUGUCCGACUCCCAAGUCGAUAUUGUUCGAGAGGAUGUGGAGAUCGUCAUUCAUGCCGCGUCUUCGAUCAAUCUUACGUCGAAUUUAUCGAGUCUAGCACCGACGGUCAUCAAGGCUACGGAGAUAGUUGCGCAGUUUGCUCUCGCCUGUUCCUUUCUCACUCGCUUCGUGUACGUUUCGAGUGCCUAUGCAAACGCACACCUAGACCCACGCAGCGAGUCAAUCGACGUCGCCGUUCAGGAAAAGAUCUACCCUCCUUCACAGCAGGACACUGCCCUGACUGAAUGGGAGGAAGUACAAAAGACCGGUACCAGCUCGGUAUACGACACAGAGGACUAUCCGUGGUCAUAUGCCUACGCGAAACAUCUCACUGAGAGAUUACUGUUUCGAAUGUUUAACGAUCACGACGUAACAGAAUGUCUGCUGAUCGUACGUCCGUCCAUUAUCGGCCCGGCGCAAAAGUGCCCAUAUCCAGGGUAUUGCGUUCCAUGCUCAACGCCGACAACUUCGGCUGCGGUAUCAUUCCUCUUGAGCGCAGAUUCAGAAAUAAGAACUACUACCCGAUGUCCGGAUCCUGAUGCUGAAGUCCACAUUGACGAAGUGCCGGUCGAUGUUGUUGCAGAUCGUCUCCUUAGCCAUCUAGCCGUGGGGACAACCGGCUGCGUCCACGCCGUCAGCGGGAAACGAGCACGUACGAAUUAUCUAGAAUGGUGGCAGCCCAUAAUGCAACUCCGUCGGAUCCCGUGGGAGUUGAAAAGAGUCUGGAUUUAUGAGAACUGGAAAACGCCCAAUCAACAUCCGAUUUCUCGACUUUGGGUGGCACUUGGAAGUUCUUUCUGCUUUUCCGAAGAUCGGACCAUUGCAAUUAGUGAGGAAUUGGCUGAACACGGGGACUGCUCGGACCUGCAGCUUUUUACGACGGCUCAUAUGGGGAGACAGCUGCUAGAACGGACUCAGCAGCUUCGGUCUGUCAUGGAUCAGAUCGCAGCGCACAGUCCUAGGGAUGCUGAAAUCAUUCAGGCUUAUUACCAGGAUUUCGGCAGGGAAGGUGUUGAAAGGUUGAAUGCUCGUCUGUAG
Molecule: messenger RNA, 1323 nt
Organism: Aspergillus steynii IBT 23096
Lineage: Eukaryota; Fungi; Ascomycota; Eurotiomycetes; Eurotiales; Aspergillaceae
Product: putative male sterility domain-containing protein
Exons: 2
Coding region: 1-1323 (440 amino acids)
Biological process (GO): long-chain fatty-acyl-CoA metabolic process
Cellular component (GO): peroxisome
Molecular function (GO): alcohol-forming very long-chain fatty acyl-CoA reductase (NADP+) activity
Source: RefSeq, a predicted model, not a curated record